Messenger RNA from Erigeron canadensis, 942 nucleotides. RefSeq names its product putative F-box protein PP2-B12. The record is from RefSeq and is a predicted model, not a curated record. The transcript is spliced from 3 exons. Gene Ontology annotation, molecular function: protein binding. Bases 4 to 798 code for a protein of 264 amino acids. Lineage: Eukaryota; Viridiplantae; Streptophyta; Magnoliopsida; Asterales; Asteraceae.
AAAAUGAGGACAUUGGAAGAAUCGGCCGCAAGUAUCUCGGUUUUGCCGGAAGGAUGUGUGUUAGAUAUACUAUCACGAACAUCACCUGCUGAUGCAUGCCGAGCAGCGGCUGUCUCUAAAUCAUUCAAUUCUGCCGCAGAAUCUAACGUCAUUUGGGAUAAGUUUCUUCCUUUGGAUCACCAUGAAAUCAUUGUGAGGGCUGUUUCUAAUGUGGUUUUUGAUUCUAAAAAGCGACUUUACUCUCUAUUAUCGUAUUCUUAUCUCCUCCUUGAUCGUGGCACUUUGGGCUUUAAGCUAGACAAGGAGAGUGGAAAAAAGUGCUAUAUGUUGUCGGCAAGGGACCUAUCAAUUGCUUGGCAAAAUGACACUCGUUACUGGGAAUGGGGACGUAUACCCGAAUCAAGGUUUGAGGAGGUGGGCAUACUUAGAGAAGUAUGGUGGCUUGAUAUCAAAGGUAAAAUGGCAACUGCAUUUUUGUCCCCAAAGACUACAUAUGUAGCAUAUCUUGUAUUUCGAAUUAGUAGAAGGCCAAUUGGACUUGAUGUGCCUGCAAAAUCAAUUGUCACUUUUGGUGGAAUGAGAAAUGAGACUUCCAAUGUUUACCUUCAACCACCGCCGGUUACAACAACACAGACACAAGUAUCUCAUACCACGAGAAAGGAUGGGUGGAUGGAAAUCGUGUUGGGUGAAUUUUACUGCGAUGAUGGCGAUGAAGGUGAAGUAGAGAUGGUGUUUAAGGAACAUCAUAGAUGGAAAUCUGGUCUUAUUGUGGAGGGUAUAGAGGUUCGUCCUAAAUGAAAGGCCAUGGACAAAUGAGGGGUUUGUAAAAUGUGGACAACUAUAUAUGUUUUAUUUGUCACCGUAUCAUUUUACUUUUCUAUUAUAAAUAAUUUAAUAUUGUAAUAUGUCAGACUUCAUUUAUAAGUCAUUUCUCUUUUAAAA